AUGAAUCGCGAUAAGCAGAAUCUUCCCAUCUUCCGCGAGAAAGACGCAAUUCUCUCCUCCGUCAAAAACAACAUCGUCACAGUCAUCAUCGGCGAUACAGGAUGCGGUAAGAGUACCCAGGUUCCCCAGUACCUCAUUUCGGCUGGCUGGAAUCACAUCGUCUGCACGCAGCCGCGUCGAUUAUCGACGAUCAGCCUGAGCGAGCGAGUCUCCAAGGAAAUGUACUGCGAGGAAACGGGCGAUAUCGGCUAUCAAAUUCGCUUCGAAAGCAGCGGGCGAGGCACCAAACUGAAAUUCGUUACGGAGGGCGUGCUGAUCAAACAAAUCCAAUCCGAUCCGCUCUUUCAGCAGUACUCCAUGGUGAUCAUGGACGAAGUCCACGAGCGACACAUCACCACCGACGUUCUGCUCGGAAUGAUCAAGCUGAUCGCGCUGAAACGCCCGGAGUUUCGCGUUGUGAUCAUGUCGGCGACGAUGGAUCCGCAGCAGUUCAUCGAAUUCUUUCAGAAGCCGGUGGAGGGAGUGGCGAAUCAGCUGUCCGUGAACGUGAUUCAGGUGCCUGGACGAACGUAUCCCGUAACAAUUCAUUAUUGUCCGUUGGAGGAAAUCGGAGUGAAGCGAAGACGCGGACCGCGCGAAGAGCGCGAGAGCGGGCUGUAUUUUGGGACGGAAGAGCUGGAUCCCGCGCCGUAUCUCCGGAUUCUAAAAGAAAUCGAUCAGAAUAUGGACGUGAAUGAGCGAGGCGAUGUGUUGAUUUUCGUGAGCGGAUUGAAGGAAAUCAACACGAUCAUUAACGCGUUCGGCGACUACGCCACGUCGUCGGGUCGCUGGGUGCUUCUCCGCCUCCAUUCGACGCUUCAAAGCUCCGAGCAGCAGUUAAUUUUCAACCCCACGCCGCCCGUCGCGUUUCAUUCAUUCAUUGAGUCGCAGGGCGUUCGGAAAUGCAUCGUCUCCACAAACAUCGCGGAAACCUCCGUCACGAUCCCCAACGUUCGGUACGUCAUCGACAGUGGAAAGUCGAAGGAAUUGGCGGAGCCGUCGCUCAACGCGGGAUCGACCGUGCAGCUUCACGAGUAUUUUAUUUCGCGGUCCAGCGCGCGCCAACGUGCAGGAAGAGCAGGACGAACGGGGCCGGGCGUUUGCUAUCGAUUGUACAGCGAGGAGGAUUACUAUGAGAUGAUGGAGUACUCGAUCCCCGAGAUUUUACGCGGGAAUCUGGACGAUACGGUGCUGCUGAUUCAUUUGCUGCACGCGCUGAAAAUUCUUUCGGUCGCGUCGAUUGCGGAGUUUCCGCUGCUGGAUUGUCCGUCGUCGCUGACGAUUCGACAUGCCGAAAAACGGCUCGAGAACUAUGGAGCUUUGAAUCAUGCUCACGAAAUCACGUCGUUAGGCGUGUUGUUAAGCUCGCUUCCUUUGCCCGUUUCGCAAGGAUACUUUUUAGUAAUGGCUGCGUUUUUGGGACAGCCGUAUUUGGGAGUGGUCGUGUGUUCCACUCUUUCGUUUCAAGUGUUUUUUUGCUGUUUGAGUAAACAAUAG
Messenger RNA from Blastocystis hominis, 1536 nucleotides. RefSeq lists its product as hypothetical. NCBI's taxonomy places the organism in Eukaryota, Bigyra, Opalinata, Blastocystidae. Gene Ontology annotation, molecular function: RNA binding; ATP binding. Gene Ontology annotation, cellular component: intracellular anatomical structure. Bases 1 to 1536 code for a protein of 511 amino acids. The record is from RefSeq and is a predicted model, not a curated record. The transcript is spliced from 6 exons.